Asparagus officinalis (garden asparagus) is the source of this 1800-nucleotide messenger RNA. RefSeq lists its product as uncharacterized. NCBI's taxonomy places the organism in Eukaryota, Viridiplantae, Streptophyta, Magnoliopsida, Asparagales, Asparagaceae. The transcript has 10 exons. Bases 45 to 1256 code for a protein of 403 amino acids. The record is from RefSeq and is a predicted model, not a curated record.
GUAAACCGGGCAGCCGAGUCCUGAUCAUCAGCAGACGGUCGAAAAUGGCAGAGCAACCGGCGACCUUCGCCCCUCCGUCACCUGGAAUCUCGCCGGUGAAUCUCUCCGACUGCAUCGAAGACCUCCUCCACUUCACCCUUUCCACUUAUUUACAAGUACCGCCACUCCUCGAUCUAGGGUUUUCAAAAGACUACUGCUCUCGCCUCCUCCAGCUCGACGAAGCUGAUCCCAUCUCCAGUGCCAACAGAGAUUGCGGAGGAGUUCCAGCUUAUCCUUUGUACAAACCCUUGGCGCGAGCUGUAGAACGCUCGAUAAAGUCCGGAUCUUUGGGCCGAGAACGCCGGUCGAUUGAUUUGAUUCCGGUCGAUGAGUCGGUGAAGGCGAGGGAGAAAGAGUGGAAUGAGCUGAUUGCGGAUAAGGGAUCAGAGAUUUUGAAUAUGUUGGAGGGUGUUGAUUUUGAGUUGCAUGUUCAAGAACCCUACUUUUCGCAGCUCAGGGAUGGUAGAAAAACAGUUGAAGGGAGGUGCGGUGGCAAUUAUAGCCGGAUUACACCAGGUGCUGUACUUCUCUUCAACAAAUGCCUCUUGUUCCAAGUUCAGCAUGUUAAUCGGUACAGUUCAUUCUAUGAGAUGCUGAAAGUUGAGGGCCUAUCUGACAUCCUUCCUGGAGUUGAAACAGUUGAAGAAGGUGUGCAGAUCUAUCGAAAGUUCUAUACUGAAGAAAAGGAAACUGCCAGUGGUGUCUUUGCAAUUUAUGUUUCGAGGCUAGCUUCCCAACCAUACAUUUCAUUGGGCAACCUUCUUUCUGGACUGGGUUACGACGGUGUAGGUGGCCUGCUGGGUAUGAUGCAUACUGCCGGAACAGACUCUAAUGCAUUACCUCCUCCAAGAUCAGCUAUAAUAGCAUCAUCAAAGAAACCUCAUCAUCCAAAUGUUAAAGGUUGCAUCCUAACUAAUGGUGCAAGGGCGUUGGCCAAACAUGUCAACAAGAGUAGUGAAGGAUGGUGGGGUUAUUUCUCUGGAAGUGAUUCUAAUAAGAACAGGAUUGCCUCCGAAGUCAUAAAUCAUCUAGUAGAUGACUGUUGCUGGAUGAACAUUCACUUUAUUAAACCUCAUGAAUGUGUUUUCGAGGUACGUGUUCAUGAAGGCUACGGUGCCCGCUGGUCUGCAGAUGGUACAGAGAAAAAUACAGUUGAUUCCUCUCGUGUUUCAGUUCAUCGGAUUUUUAGAGCCAUACAUGGAGGGAGGAUAUUCUAAAGGGUGGAGACAUUAAGGACCAUUCUAGCUGUAAACGUUUCUAGGUAUUCUGUGCAGUUCGCAACAGGUGGCCAAAGAUAUAUGAUCUUCAUGAAGGUUAAAACAUUCUGUUGAAAUGGAUUGGCUUCUCUCGUGUAUAUGGGCGUUUCUAGAAAGUAAUAGCUCUUGAGGUACAAGGUUGUUACACUACUAAUAUCAUAUUUUCCCUUUAGAAAUUGAAGUCUAUGAUGUUGGUGACUGGAAAUAUUCAAUUAUGUAGUGAAAUUCUGCAGACUUUCUGGUGUUGCAUUUGCUCAGUCUUUGUGAAUCUUUGAUUUGGACCUGCAGUGAACUCUACAUAGAGAGCCUUGCGAGAUUGUCGCAAAAAGAUCUUGCAUCUUCUUAUUUUAGUUUGCUUUUUAUAGCAAGUCCCGAAAAAUUCCAGCAGCUGUGUUUUUUUUUUCCCCAUGGAACUGCGAUAUUGGAUUGGAGAGGAUGAGAUUGUACUGAAUUACGGUUAUCCUUGUUAUUCUAUUAUCGUUGCUAAUGGAUAUGAAUUCAAACU